GUAGUUGAUGAUAGGCUGGCCAGUUCCUACUAAUUCAAUCCAACCCAAAAUCAGUGAAGCAACUUCUAGAAUCCCAUCCUAAUCAAUCAGAAGACACCAAGGAAAAGUAGCAGCCAAAAUCCCCCCUCAGUCACCACUCUCCUCUCCUCACCUCACCUCACCUCACCGGACCUCCACCACAAUAAAAACCCUAGCCGACCACCCACCGAGUAGGAGUUGGAUGCAAAUAGGAAGAAAUGCCACCAAAGCAGCAAUCAAAAGCCGAUAUAGCCAAGAAGCAGAAGAUCGUAGAGGACAAGACCUUCGGUCUCAAGAACAAAAAUAAGAGCAAGAAUGUUCAAAAAUAUGUUCAGAAUCUCAAGCAAUCCGUUCAGCCUAAACCCGACUCCUCUAAGACCGCCGCUAAGAAAAAGAAAGAGGAAGAGAAGGCUAAAGAGAAGGAGCUGAAUGAUUUGUUCAAGGUUGCCGUCAGCCAGCCCAAAGUUCCUAUCGGUGUUGAUCCCAAGUCUAUAUUGUGCGAGUUCUUUAAAGCUGGACAGUGUGCUAAAGGUUUCAAAUGCAAGUUCUCCCACGAUUUGAAUGUUCAGAGGAAAGGAGAAAAAAUUGAUAUUUAUAGCGAUAAGCGAGACCAAGAAACUAUGGAGGAUUGGGAUCAAGAGACCUUGGAAAAGGUUGUGGAGUCAAAGAAAACAGAGUAUAAUCAGAAUAAACCUACUGACAUUGUUUGCAAAUACUUUCUGGAAGCUGUGGAAAAGAAACAAUAUGGCUGGUUUUGGGUCUGCCCAAAUGGUGGUAAAGAUUGUCAUUAUCGGCAUGCUCUUCCUCCAGGAUAUGUAUUAAAGUCUCAGAUGAAGGCUCUCUUAGAGGAAGAGGCUGAUAAGAUACCCAUUGAGGAGGAGAUUGAAAAUCAGCGUGCCAAAUUAACAGCUUCAACCCCCAUGACUCCUGAGUUAUUCAUGCAAUGGAAGAACAAAAAGAUAGAAGAGAGAGAUGCUGGUUUGGCUGCACAGAGGGCAGAGAGGGCUAAGAAUGAUCGUAUGAGUGGUCGUGAGCUAUUUCUAUCAGAUGCUAGCCUGUUUGUGGAUGAUGCUGAGGCAUAUGAGGAAUAUCAAAGAGAGGAACAAUCUGAUGGUCCUGAACAGAAGGCCAAUGUUAGUUCUUCUACUGAUGGGCCGAGUACAUCAGCAGCAUCUGUUGUCGAUGAUGAAGAUCCUCAUGGUGGUGAGGAGGACGACGAUGAUGAAUUGGACUUGGAUGAGCUAAAUGAACUGGAAGCCAGCUUAGCAAAAACAUCAAUCCAAAUUCAAGAGCCUGGCGGCGACAAUUAAUUUUGGACGCAGAUUUUGCGGUCUACAUGCCUUUUAAAGUGUUGACUUCAUGAUCCUGCCGUGGAAGGAUGGUGCCUUACAAAGUGUUGACAUCGUGAACCUACUGUGGGAGGAUGGCCUUGACUUGUGACUACCUGACAGGCUGCUGGUGGUGUUUUGCAAGAUUGUUCGGGAUUUAUGAGCCCUUUUUUUGGUUUUAGCCAGUCGUGGACGUUAAAAAUAUUGAAUGUGAAUUUGAGUCUGAUGCCAGUUUGUGCCUCUUGGCGUUUGCAAGUUGUGCCUGGUUUUUGUUACUAGGUUCCAGGAGUCAAUAAAUUAUUAGGAGGAUCAUAGAUGUGACUGUAGGUUGAUUAAAUUUUUUGAGCAUUAAAGUAUAUCAGCCACGUAUUUUUGUUUGGACUUCA
This is a messenger RNA of Ricinus communis (castor bean), 1732 nucleotides long. Its product is annotated as zinc finger CCCH domain-containing protein 11. The coding region runs from base 237 to 1328 and encodes 363 amino acids. Gene Ontology annotation, biological process: cytoplasmic translation. The transcript has 8 exons. NCBI's taxonomy places the organism in Eukaryota, Viridiplantae, Streptophyta, Magnoliopsida, Malpighiales, Euphorbiaceae. Gene Ontology annotation, molecular function: mRNA binding; metal ion binding. Gene Ontology annotation, cellular component: cytosol. The record is from RefSeq and is a predicted model, not a curated record.